AACCAGCGCGCGGCGACGUAGAGGUUUCCACGAUCACAGAGCUUCUCAAUUUAAAAACUUUACCGACAUAUUUAGGAAUAACAUUGACAUUCAGUUAUGUUCGUUAAACGCCCGUAGAUAUUUUAAGCUUAAGAAACACUUCCCGUUCACCUGUCGACAUGAAGUGUUUAAAACUGGAUGAAUAUAUAAAGAGGACUGCCUCCACCAAAGAAACGGAGUUAUUUCGAGUUGAACUUCAGGAGUAUGUGAAGGACCAACCCGGGCUCCAGGGGCGGACUCUCUGCGACCGCGUGAUUCGAGCAUGUAACCAUCAUCUCGGGGUCAGUCCCUCAGACCGGGCCCAUGUUGUGGAGCUGGUGGCGCUGGUGAAGGUGGCUGUGGGCGGAUAUGACAGAGCAGGGAGCGGUGUGCCUCAAAGCAGCGCGUUUUACAUGGAGAAGAUCAUUUUCCACAUCCUGAAGAAGCUGAGCGCUCUGGAAGUCCCCGGUCUGCUCAGUGAGGUGGCUGAGCUGCUGCACACUAGGCUGAUGGAAGCAGAGCAGUGUGAAGAUCACAAGACUCUGGUGUGGAGCAGUUUCUCUGUUCUGUGGAAUGGGCUCUCUGCUUCUAAAGACAAAGCCACUCUGACCCCACGGGACAAACUCCACUGUCAGCUCCAGGCUCUGUGCUUCCUCCUUCUGUCAGACCCAGAAAGUACCAAUUCUUCUGCAUCGAAAGCUCCAAUUUACACCCAAGACGCGAUUGGACAGUUUGAGAACAGCUGCACAAUGACAAAGGAGGACUCGGGGUUUCUGUCUGAAGAAAUACACAAAUGCUUUUCGAAAUUUUGGGAAGAAAGUGCCGAUCACCAACAUGGAAAGAAAUCAACUUUACAUCCAAUUUUCCAUAUCGUUAUCAUUGUUACCAAAGUUUUGUGUAAGGCUGGCCACUAUGACACGGCCACUAGCUUACUGGAUAACAUUCAGAGCAAAGUUAGAGCACUUCCUGAUUUCACAUAUACAGAGUUGGUGCUCGGGAGACUGGCAGUAAAAAUCUAUGUUUCACUGAAAGAGUCUGGUGAGUUUGAGCAGUAUUUGAAAGAAUGCGCUCGAGCCCUGAGGUCCCUGGUGGACGUUGGUGGUACUGAGGCUAAUGCGGUGCUGGAGGCGUGUGGACUGGUGGUGUGGGCUGUGGAGAGCAGUUACACUAAAGCUCUGAGCGGGACUCUGCUCCUCGCCUGGUUCUCUUUCCUGGAGGAACAUCAAGAGUGUGUCUCUAAAGUGCUUAAGAAGAACUCAAGCUGCCAAACUGAAAACAACAGACUUCAACAGAUCCUAUGCUUCAGUAUUUACCAAGGCUUUGUGUUUGCCUAUGAGAGCAUGCAGGCUUCACAGUUGGAGGAUGGCACCACACUGGACAGAGUGCUCUUGUUCUGUCAGGCUUCAGCUGCUCAGAUGAUGACAGAAUUACAGAAACUGGACAAUGAAAACCUCUGCAUCAAAGCUGUGGUGGCUGUGAGUAAUUUAGCCUGUGGACUUUAUAACAAGCGUCUGUAUGAUCAGGCCUUUGUGCUCCUGGAGAUCCUGUGUAAAGACCUGAGCAGAAACGCUCCCUCCUCACUGUCUGCGGACCGGUUGAGUCGUCCCUUCAUGCUCGCGGUCCAGACUUCUCGACGUUCGGGUCAUUUGGAGCGAGCUCUGGACUGGGUCAUUCUGUGGCUGAAGGCUCUUGGAGACAAAAUCACAGGUCACAUGACUGAACCUGUGGCAUUGUGGGUAAAAACGAAGAUGGAUGCCACAAGAACCUCUGACGAAGACAUCAGGUUAAGAACGUUGCGUGACGGUUUUGGCUCAGACGUCCCAGAGGAGGGGGUGAUGUUGGCUCUGUUGGAGGAGGAGUUGCAAGCAUACAGAGACACCCCGGGAGACACAGCUCAAGAGCGGUACAACACUCUCUGUGAUCUCUUGGAGAUCUGCCAUGAGGACAGCCCCCACAGCCACCUCAGAGCCGUGCACCUCGUCCACAUGGCCCAGGUUGUCUGCUUCCAGGACUUUAGUGAGGAGACCGACUGCUCUGCAGUUGAUUUUACCCAUGAGGCUUUGCGACUUUUGGAGGCAGAGCCGAGGACUCCAGAAAACUCAGACAAACUGACAGACGACAUGGCCCAUGCGUUUCUGUGGCUCUAUAUCUGCAGCCUGGAGAAAAACCUGCAGGAGGCCAUUUCGGAUGAUAGGAGGCGCCAGGAGCAGAGAGACCAAACCCAGUCUGGCACUAACCCGACCUGCACCAAUGACUUUGAAUAUGAAAACAAACAGAAGAACCAGGAGAGCGUCACCGUGUACGAGGGCCUCCACCUCAGCCUCCAUGCUCAGAACAAGCAGAGCCAGCCUUUGGAACGGGCUUUAUCUGACUGGACGGCCCUUCUGAAAAAUGGGGUUGUUCCGUCAGUGAGGAGCCCAAAGCAAACCUGCACCUCCAUCGCUGUGAUGGCCGCUCUCUUCAGACUCAUGGGGAAGCCUUUAAAAGCCGUGGAGGCUUAUCAACUGGCCGUUCGUCUCGCCCAGAAGCUCGGUGAAGCUCAGUUUUGUGCCUCGUACCUUUGUCAAUCGGCCAGUAUCCUCCUGGACUUGGGGAUCCCUGAACUGGCACUGGCUCAAAUUGAAAAAGCAGAGAAGUGUCUUACUUCAGAAAACCCCUCUGAAGGCCCAUCUUCACUCUCUGUGCUGGUGACUCUGUUAAAAGCUCAGUACUGCUACAGCUCAGGGCAGGUCUCUCGUGGAGUCCCUUUUCUCUGUGAGGUUCUUAAAGAGGCCAGUGACCAGAGACAGUCCAAGAGCUGGUACCUCCUCCGGGCUCGCGCUCUGCAGACGCUUGGCUCGUAUUUGUGUUUAGACCCACAAACCCUCCCACAGACACAGAGGAGCAUCAUACUAGCACACGGUUUCCACAGCCCCGACACAGCCGUGUACGAGAGUCUGAAGCUCUUCUGCAGCCUCCUGGUCACACUGGUCGGGAAAGGUCUUUACGGAAACAGUGCCGGGAACUCUGAGGCGCGCUUCAUCGACCAGGGGGAGAACCUGUGUGUGAAGUGGCAGUUGCUGUGUGACCUGCUCUGCUGCUCGGUGCAGAUGGUUUCUGUUCGGAGUCGAUCUGGAGCCGUGAACGACGCUCGGCUGCAGUGUCUCGAGGCGCUCAAACUCGCCAUCAAACUGCAGGCACUCAGCCAAUGUGCGGAGCUGCUGGUGUUGAAGGCUGAGCUGGAGCUGAUGCAGGGAGAGAAAGAGGAGAGUGGACUCGAUCUAAAUAAAGUCAGAGAUCUGCUCGAGCUUUGCACUGAUGUUUCAGAUAAGCCACAAAAGUCAGAGGUGAAAAUCAAACCCCGAAAAGGCCGUUUAGGUCAGAAGCCCAACUCCCCUCCCCCUGCUGCUGAGGACGACCUGGCGGACAUUUUGAACACUCGCUGGAUCAGCAAAACUCCUGUCCUGACCGACCCAACCAGCUCCCCUCCCCUUAAGUCUCUGCCACGUCGUUGGCUUUCUGCUCUCUCCCAUGAAACUGACUGCGGUUGCUCAGUCUGCUUUGAACCUUAUUUGGGUAGAGUUACAGUUCGCUGGGCUGCUACACGUGCCGAUUUAGACUUCCACCUCGACUCCGAUCAAGCUAAAACCGGGCUAAAGCUACACUUGGCCGCGCUAGAUCGCUCCAAAAAUAUAUCAAGAAAACUUAGGGCAAAAUUAGCGAAGAUCUUUGCCGAAAAAUCCAUCGCAAAACCGUUAUUUUUGCAUGACGUUGUGGCAAGAAUAUAUCUCAGCAUCGCCUUGUGUGGACUGGACCCAAGAAUGAGUAAGAUUUGCAAUGUAUGGAAAGGCUUAGAAGCUGGGUUAACGUUUGUGGAUUCUACGCCAAACCCGGUGGUACAGCCAAUCAAAGCAGGGCUAAUGGCGACUAAAGCAAUUAUGUCACUGGUCACGAUGGCCUCCAGUAAAGGCUGUCUCCCAGAAGAACUGUUCUCACAUAUAUGGGAGUGGAAACUGCCAAAAGACAUAGCUGAGAUUAGAACUGAGCAUAAAACUGUUCCACCAACACCUUUGACAAAGAGAGACGCCACAGCUAACGCAAAAGACGCAGUUAAAAAUGAAAAUUCAAACAAAACAGAGUUGAAGAAACCCAAGAUAAUCAGAGCAAGAGUGGACAGUUCAAGUUCUUCAUCCAGGGGGAGGAAUUUGGCUCCUAUGACGCCAGUGAUGUCUAAGUCUAAAUCCACAUCUAAAGAGCGAAGUGUAUUUGAUUUUAACACGGCUGUACCGACUCUGGCCUGCACCCCCGUGCACAGGAUCAAACUUCCAGCGUCAGCUCAGAAAGCCACCAAAACAGCGUCAGAGUUCCAGGUUUAUGAAGAAUUGUCCCCUGAGUCAGAGCCAGCCCACCCAGUCCCUGCUGCUCCCAGACGCACAAGGAGACUGAGGUUUAAGGUCGACUUUAGCGAUGAGAGCGACUCAGAGGCCAAUCCUCAAUCGACGAAAAAAGUAGCCCCAAAAACCCGCUCCACCCGAAAAUCUGUCCAGAGCAGCAAAAGUCCAACUACACCUGUUGCGCCUGUCACCCCUGCCCCCGAAAAAACCCCAACCACCAAAAGACCCGGGCGCAAGAAGAGUACCGCCAGUGUCCACAUGAUUUCCUCUGAGGAUGAGGAGCCGGCGCGGAGAGGAAGAUCGAAGAGGGCGACCAGAGGAGCCAAGAUGGAGGGAGAUGGGGUAGAGGAGCCAGACAAAAUGAGAACCAUCGAUGAAGAGACUGUGGAGGUGCUGGACAUGAGCAUCGAAGAACUGAGAGCGUCUGAUACAGAGGCAGAGGAGGGAACAGCCAUGGACACAGAUCUCGAGGUCCUGAGACGAGACAUGGCUUUUGGUUUGGGAAAAGGUGAUCUAUUUGAGCUGAAGAACAGAGGCCAUCCAGCAGAGGGCGCACAAACCCAGCUUCCUCAUGACAACUUCAAACCAGAUGACCUCUCCCUGUGUGAGGUGAAGUCCCUGCUGUCCUCGGCCUGGUUGAUGCUGCAGCAUUGUCCCUCUCCAGACGUUUACUCAUCUGUCUGUGCUCUUCUGGCUCUGGCCACUGGACAAGAGGAUCCUCUGACCACAGCCCUGCUUCACACCGAGGCUCUGGGUAUCUCCAGCCGACACCGCACCAUCAGGCAUCUGGCCAAUUCUCUCAAGAAGCUAAAGAAGAGUUCAAACGAGCUUCAGGACAAGAUGGCCUCCUUGACCUUGGAUGACCCUGGUCCAGACGACCCCAGAGCGUCAGCGGCUCAGAGACUCGCACAGCUCGAAAAUGUUUUUUCUUUCCCAAUUGUAGACGGCUCAGAUUUCCCAAAGACCCACUGUCACCAGUUUAUGCAGCAAACUCGGCGUCUUCCUCCAGGAGUAGUGGUGUGCGUUCUGUCCGCUGUGGGGCUAAGGCCGGGGCAGAUGGGAGAUUCUCUUCUUCUGUCUCGUCUUGAAAAGGACCACGCUCCCGUCACUGUGCACAUCCCCAGCUCCAGACGCAAGAGGGCGUUGAGCUGGAUGGUUCGGGAGAUCGACAGUAUCCAGGUGGAGCAGAAGGCUGUGAGUUCUGUGGCUGAUAAAGCAAAAUGGUGGGAAGGACGGCGAUCUCUGGACACGAGGGUGGAGGAGCUGCUGAGGGAGAUGGAGGAGGUGCUGACCUGUUGGAAGAGCCUUCUGUUACCUUUGACCUCAGAUUUGGAGCUCGAGACACAAGUCCAGCGACUCCACGCAGCCCUGUCUGCCAAAGGAGUCCGCCUCAGUACAGACAUGUUAAAAGCCUUGCUCUCGGCUGCUCCGCUUCUGUCUGAUCACGACCUGAGGACUUUUGCAUUUGGCAUUUGUCCAGACUGGGGCUCAGACUGUGAGCGGCUCCUUCAGAACGCUGUGCGACAAUUGUUAGACCGCGAGGAACCCAGAGGACAUGUGGUUCUCAUUCUAGACAAGUUUUUGCAGAAGUUGCCCUGGGAGUCCAUCUCUGUGCUGAGGUCUCGCUCUGUAAGCCGGAUGCCCUCCCUGCACUCUUUGAUCGGACUGAGCAUUGACAAAGAGAUCAUCCCUCGGUCUGUUUUGAAGCAGGGCGUUGACUCAAACAAAGUGUUUUAUGUCCUGGAUCCAGAUGGAAAUUUGGAAAACUCAAAGGAGAGAUUUAAAGAGUUCUUCAGCAGUCAGUCAAACUGGGAGGGCGUCUGUGGAGAGGCGCCUGAUUCUGCCAAACUUAUGGAGGCUGUUUCAUCCAAGGAUCUGUACAUUUAUGUGGGUCAUGGUGCUGGGGCUCGGUUCUUGGACAGUCAGUCUGUUCUGAAGCAGCAGAUGAGGGCAGCGUCUGCUCCGGCUGCCUCUAGUGCCGCCCUGUCUGUGAGAGGACAACAAGGAGGGACAGGGUUCCUGCUCUAUUACCUCAUUGCUGGAUGCCCCUUUGUUUUGGGAAACCUGUGGGACGUGACCGAUCGGGACAUAGAUCGGUUCACUAAGGCUCUCCUGGAGUCCUGGUUGAGUUCUGAACCUGGGACCCCGAUACUGGACUUUAUGGGUCCGGCUCGACAGGCUACAAUCCUCAGACACCUCAUCGGCGCCGCCCCAGUGGUCUACGGCCUCCCUAUCCACCUGCUCUGAAACCCUUGAACGAGACUGAUACUUAAGACUGCAAUAGGUUGUGUUCAUUCGAUAUCACAACAUCCUGAAAUGGCGCUAGUUUAUCCACAUGAAACAAAAAGUGGCACAAAAUAAUAAGGUCAGAAUAUAUAUCAAUUUCAAUUAUUUUUUUCCACAAAAGUCAACACCACAGAUGUGAUUUUUGUCUGUUAAAAGGACUUCAGG
Periophthalmus magnuspinnatus is the source of this 6842-nucleotide messenger RNA. RefSeq names its product extra spindle pole bodies like 1, separase (gene espl1). Lineage: Eukaryota; Metazoa; Chordata; Actinopteri; Gobiiformes; Gobiidae. Gene Ontology annotation, biological process: meiotic chromosome separation; proteolysis. The record is from RefSeq and is a predicted model, not a curated record. Gene Ontology annotation, cellular component: nucleus; mitotic spindle; cytoplasm. Gene Ontology annotation, molecular function: cysteine-type endopeptidase activity; protein binding.